GGAGGAGGAGGCAACACCAGGGAGGAGGAGGCAACACCAGGGAGGAGGAGGCAACACCAGAGAGGAGGAGGCAACACCAGGGAGGAGGAGGCAACACCACGGAGGAGGAGGCAACACCAGGGAGGAGGAGGUAACACCAGGGAGGAGGAGGCAACACCAAGGAGGAGGAGGCAACACGGGAGGAGGAGGCAACACCAAGGAGGAGGAGGCAACACGAGGGAGGAGGAGGCAACACCAGGGAGGAGGAGCAACACCAGGGAGGAGGAGGCAACACCAGGGAGGAGGAGGUAACACCAGGGAGGAGGAGGCAACACCAAAGGAGGAGGAGGCAACACGAGGGAGGAGGAGGCAACACCAAGGAGGAGGAGGCAACACGAGGGAGGAGGAGGCAACACCAGGGAGGAGGAGGCAACACCAGGGAGGAGGAGGCAACACCAGGGAGGAGGAGGCAACACCAGAGGAGGAGGUAACACCAGGGAGGAGGAGGCAACACCAGGGAGGAGGAGGCAACACCAGGGAGGAGGAGGUAACACCAGGGAGGAGGAGGCAACACCAGGGAGGAGGAGGCAACACGAGGGAGGAGGAGGCAACACCAAGGAGGAGGAGGCAACACGAGGGAGGAGGAGGCAACACCAGGGAGGAGGAGGCAACACCAGGGAGGAGGAGGCAACACCAGGGAGGAGGAGGCAACACCAGGGAGGAGGAGGCAACACCAAGGAGGAGGAGGCAACACGAGGGAGGAGGAGGCAACACCAGGGAGGAGGAGGCAACACCAGGGAGGAGGAGGCAACACCAGGGAGGAGGAGGCAACACCAAGGAGGAGGAGGCAACACCAGGAGGAGGAGGCAACACCAGGGAGGAGGAGGCAACACCAGGGAGGAGGAGGCAACACCAGGGAGGAGGAGGCAACACCAGAGAGGAGGAGGUAACACCAGGGAGGAGGAGGCAACACCAGGGAGGAGGAGGCAACACCAGGGAGGAGGAGGCAACACCAGGGAGGAGGAGGCAACACCAGGGAGGAGGAGCUAACACCAGGGAGGAGGAGGCAACACCAGGGAGGAGGAGGCAACACCAGGGAGGAGGAGGCAACACCAAGGAGGAGGAGGCAACACAGGGGGGAGGAGGGCAACACCAGGGAGGAGGAGGCAACACCAGGGAGGAGGAGGCAACACCAGGGAGGAGGAGGCAACACCAGGGAGGAGGAGGCAACACCAAGGAGGAGGAGGCAACACGAGGGAGGAGGAGGCAACACCAGGGAGGAGGAGGCAACACCAAGGAGGAGGAGGCAACACGAGGGAGGAGGAGGCAACACAGGGAGGAGGAGGCAACACCAGGAGGAGGAGGCAACACCAGGGAGGAGGAGGCAACACCAGGGAGGAGGAGGCAACACCAGGGAGGAGGAGGCAACACCAGGAGAGAGGAACCACCAGGGAGGAGGAGGCAACACCAGGGAGGAGAGGCAACACCAGGGAGGAGGAGGGAGGAGGAGGCAACACCAGGGAGGAGGAGGCAACACCAGGGAGGAGGAGGCAACACCAGGGAGGAGGAGGCAACACCAGGGAGGAGGAGGCAACACCAGAGAGGAGGCAACACCAGGGAGGAGGAGGCAACACCAGGGAGGAGGAGGCAACACCAGGGAGGAGGAGGCAACACCAGGGAGGAGGAGGCAACACCAGGGAGGAGGAGGCAACACCAGGGAGGAGGAGGCAACACCAGGGAGGAGGAGGCAACACCAGGGAGGAGGAGGCAACACCAGGGAGGAGGAGGCAACACCAGGGAGGAGGAGGUAACACCAAGGAGGAGGAGGCAACACCAGGGAGGAGGAGGUAACACCAGGGAGGAGGAGGCAACACCAGGGAGGAGGAGGCAACACCAGGAGGAGGAGGCAACACCAAGGAGGAGGAGGCAACACGAGGGAGGAGGAGGCAACACCAGGGAGGAGGAGGCAACACCAGGGAGGAGGAGGCAACACCGGGAGGAGGAGGCAACACCAGGGAGGAGGAGGCAACACCAGGGAGGAGGAGGCAACACCAGGAGGGAGGGAGGCAACACCAAGGAGGAGGAGGCAACACGAGGGAGGAGGAGGCAACACCAGGGAGGAGGAGGCAACACCAAGGAGGAGGAGGCAACACCAGGGAGGAGGAGGCAACACCAGAGAGGAGGAGGUAACACCAGGGAGGAGGAGGUAACACCAGGGAGGAGGAGGCAACACCAGGGAGGAGGAGGCAACACCAGGGAGGAGGCAACACCAGGGAGGAGGAGGCAACACCAGGGAGGAGGAGGCAACACCAGGGAGGAGGAGGCAACACCAGGGAGGAGGAGGCAACACCAGGGAGGAGGAGGCAACACCAGGGAGGAGGAGGCAACACCAGGGAGGAGGAGGCAACACCAGGGAGGAGGAGGCAACACCAGGGAGGAGGAGGCAACACCAGGGAGGAGGAGGGAACACCAGGGAGGAGGAGGCAACACCAGGAGGAGGAGGCAACACGAGGAGGAGGAGGAACACCAGCGAGGAGGAGGCAACACCAGGGAGGAGGAGGCAACACCAGGGAGGAGGAGGCAACACCAGGGAGGAGGAGGCAACACCAAGGAGGAGGAGGCAACACGAGGAGGAGGAGGCAACACCAGGGAGGAGGAGGCAACACCAGGGAGGAGGAGGCAACACAAGGAGGAGAAGGCAACACGAGGGAGGAGGAGGCAACACCAGGGAAGAGGAGGCAACACCAGGGAGGAGGAGGCAACACCAGGGAGGAGGAGUAAACACCAGGGAGGAGGAGGUAACAGGGAGGAGGAGGCAACACCAGGGAGGAGGAGGCAAACACCAGGGAGGAGGAGGCAACACCAGGGAGGAGGAGGCAACACGAGGGAGGAGGAGGCAACACCAGGGAGGAGGAGGCCACCAAGGAGGAGAGGCAACACGAGGGAGGAGGAGGCAACACCAGGGAGGAGGAGGCAACACCAGAGGAGGAGGAGGCAACACCAGGGAGGAGGAGGCAAAACCAGGGAGGAGAAGGUAACACCAGGGAGGAGGAGGCAACACGAGGGAGGAGGAGGCAACACCAGGGAGGAGGAGGUAACACCAGGGAGGAGGAGGCAACACCAGGGAGGAGGAGGCAACACCAGGGAGAAGGAGGUAACACCAGGGAGGAGGAGGCAACACCAGGGAGGAGGAGGCAAACCCAGGGAGGAGGAGGCAACACCAAGGAGGAGGAGGCAACACGAGGGAGGAGGAGGCAACACCAGGGAGGAGGAGGCAACACCAAGGAGGAGGAGGCAACACCAGGGAGGAGGAGGCAACACCAGGGAGGAGGAGGUAACACCAGGGAGGAGGAGGCAACACCAGGGAGGAGGAGGUAACACCAGGGAGGAGGAGGCAACACCAGGGAGGAGGAGGACAACACCAGGGAGGAGGAGGCAACACCAGGGAGGAGGAGGCAACACCAGGGAGGAGGAGGCAACACCAGGGAGGAGGAGGCAACACACAGGGAGGAGGAGGCAACACCAAGGAGGAGGAGGCAACACGAGGGAGGAGGAGGCAACACCAGGGAGGAGGAGGCAACACCAGGGAGGAGGAGGUAACACCAGGGAGGAGGAGGCAACACCAGGGAGGAGGAGGCAACACCAGGGAGGAGGAGGUAACACCAGGGAGGAGGAGGCAACACCAGGGAGGAGGAGGCAACACCAGGGAGGAGGAGGCAACACAAGGAGGAGGAGGCAACACGAGGGAGGAGGAGGCAACACCAGGGAGGAGGAGGCAACACCAGGGAGGAGGAGGCAACACCAGGGAGGAGGAGCAACACCAGGGAGGAGGAGGCAACACCAGGAGGAGGAUGUAACACCAGGGAGGAGGAGGCAACACCAGGGAGGAGGAGGCAACACCAGGGAGGAGGAGGCAACACCAGGGAGGAGGAGGCAACACCAGGGAGGAGGAGGCAACACCAGGAGGAGGAGGCAACACCAGGGAGGAGGAGGCAACACCAGGAGGAGGAGGAGGCAACACGAGGGAGGAGGAGGGGAGGCAACACCAGGGAGGAGGAGGCAACACCAGGGAGGAGGAGGCAACACCAGGGAGGAGGAGGCACACCAGGAGGAGGAGGCAACACCAAGGAGGAGGAGGCAACACGAGGGAGGAGGAGGCAACACCAGGGAGGAGGAGGCAACACCAGGAGGAGGAGGCAACACCAGGGAGGAGGAGGCAACACCAGGGAGGAGGAGGCAACACCAGAGAGGAGGAGGUAACACCAGGGAGGAGGAGGUAACACCAGGGAGGAGGAGGCAACACCAAGGAGGAGGAGGCAACAACACCAGGGAGGAGGAGGCAACACCAGGGAGGAGGAGGCAACACCAGGGAGGAGGAGCAACACCAGGGAGGAGGAGUAACACCAGGGAGGAGGAGGCAACACCAGGGAGGAGGAGGCAACACCAGGGAGGAGGAGGCAACACCAGGGAGGAGGAGGCAACACCAGGGAGGAGGAGGCAACACCAAGGAGGAGGAGGCAACACGAGGGAGGAGGAGGCAACACCAGGGAGGAGGAGGCAACACCAGGGAGGAGGAGGCAACACCAGGAGAGGAGGAGGCAACACACAGGGAGGAGGAGGCAACACCAGGGAGGAGGAGGCAACACCAGGGAGGAGGAGGCAACACCAGGGAGGAGGAGGCAACACCAGGGAGGAGGAGGGAGGAGGAGGUAACACCAGGGAGGAGGAGGCAACACCAGGGAGGAGGAGGCAACACCAAGGAGGAGGAGGCAACACCAGAGGAGGAGGGAACACCAGGGAGGAGGAGCAACACCAAGGAGGAGGAGGCAACACAGAGGGAGGAGGAGGAACACCAGGAGGAGGAGGCAACACGAGGGAGGAGGAGGCAACACAGGGAGGAGGAGGCAACACCAGGGAGGAGGAGGAACACCAGGGAGGAGGCAACACCAGGGAGGAGGAGGCAACACCAGGAGGAGGAGGCAACACGAGGGAGGAGGAGGCAACACCAGGGAGGAGGAGGCAACACCAGGGGAGGAGGCAACACGAGGGAGGAGGAGCAACACCAGGGAGGAGGAGGCAACACCAAGGAGGAGGAGGCAACACGAGGGAGGAGGAGGCAACACCAGGGAGGAGGAGGCAACACCAGGGAGGAGGAGGCAACACCAGGGAGGAGGAGGCAACACCAAGGAGGAGGAGGCAACCGAGGGAGGAGGAGGCAACACCAGGGAGGAGGAGGCAACACCAGGGAGGAGGAGGCAACACCAGGGAGGAGGAGGGCAACACCAGGGAGGAGGAGGUAACACCAGGGAGGAGGAGGCAACACAAGGGAGGAGGAGGCAACACCAGGGAGGAGGCAACACCAGGGAGGAGGAGGCAACACCAGGAGGAGGAGGCAACACCAGGGAGGAGGAGGCAACACCAGGGAGGGAGGAGGAGGCAACACCAGGAGAGGAGGCAACACCAGGGAGGAGGAGGCAACACCAGGAGGAGGAGGCAACACCAGGGAGGAGGGCAACACCAGGGAGGAGGAAACAACACCAAGGAGGAGGAGGCAACACGAGGGAGGAGGAGGCAACACCAGGGAGGAGGAGGCAACACCAGGGAGGAGGAGGCAACACCAGGGAGGAGGAGGCAACACCAAGGAGGAGGAGGCAACACCAGGGAGGAGGAGGCAACACCAGGGAGGAGGAGGCAACACCAGGGAGGAGGAGGCAACACCAGGGAGGAGGAGGCAACACCAGGGAGGAGGAGGCAACACCAGGGAGGAGGAGGCAACACCAGGGAGGAGGAGGCAACACCAGGGAGGAGGAGGGAACACCAGGGAGGAGGAGGCAACACCAGGGAGGAGGAGGCAACACCAGGGAGGAGGAGUACACCAGGGAGGAGGAGGCAACACCAGGGAGGAGGAGGGAACACCAGGGAGGAGGAGGCAACACCAGGAGGAGGAGGCAACACCAGGGAGGAGGAGGCAACACCAGGAGGAGGAGGCAACACGAGGGAGGAGGAGGCAACACCAGGGAGGAGGAGGCAACACCAGGGAGGAGGAGGCAACACCAGGGAGGAGGAGGCAACACGAGGGAGGAGGAGGCAACACCAGGGAGGAGGAGGCAACACCAGGGAGGAGGAGGCAACACCAGGGAGGAGGAGGCAACACCAGGAGAGGAGGCAACACCAGGGAGGAGGAGGCAACACCAGGAGGAGGAGGCAACACCAGGGAGGAGGAGGUAACACCAGGGAGGAGGACGCAACACCAGGGAGGAGGAGGCAACACCAAGGAGGAGGAGGCAACACCAGGGAGGAGGAGGAACACCAGGGAGGAGGAGGCAACACCAAGGAGGAGGAGGCAACACACAGGGAGGAGGAGGCAACACCAGCGAGGAGGAGGCAACACGAGGGAGGAGGAGGCAACACCAGGGAGGAGGAGGCAACACCAGGGAGGAGGAGGCAACACCAGGGAGGAGGAGGCAACACCAGGGAGGAGGAGGCAACACCAGGGAGGAGGAGGCAACACCAGGAGGAGGAGGCAACACCAAGGAGGAGGAGGCAACCCAAGGAGGAGGAGGCAACACCAGGGAGGAGGAGGCAACACCAGGGAGGAGGAGGCAACACCAGGGAGGAGGAGGCAACACCAGGGAGGAGGAGGCAACACCAGGAGAGGAGGAGGCAACACCAGGGAGGAGGAGGCAACACCAGGGAGGAGGAGGCAACACCAGGGAGGAGGAGGCAACACGAGGGAGGAGGAGGCAACACCAGGGAGGAGGAGGCAACACCAGGGAGGAGGAGGCAACACCAGGGAGGAGGAGGCAACACCAGGGAGGAGGAGGUAACACCAGGGAGGAGGAGGCAACACCAGGGAGGAGGAGGCAACACGAGGGAGGAGGAGGCAACACCAGGGAGGAGGAGGCAACACCGGGAGGAGGAGGCAACACCAGGGAGGAGGAGGCAACACCAGGGAGGAGGAGGGAGGAGGAGGCAACACCAGGGAGGAGGAGGCAACACAGGGAGGAGGAGGCAACAUGAGGGAGGAGGAGGCAACACCAGGGAGGAGGAGGCAACACCAGGAGGAGGAGGCAACACCAAGGAGGAGGAGGCAACACCAGGGAGGAGGAGGCAACACCAGGGAGGAGGAGGCAACACCAGGGAGGAGGAGGCAACACCAGGGAGGAGGAGGCAACACCAAGGAGGAGGAGGCAACACCAGGGAGGAGGAGGCAACACCAGGGAGGAGGAGGCAACACCAGGGAGGAGGAGGCAACACCAGGGAGGAGGAGGCAACACCAGGGAGGAGGAGGCAACACCAAGGAGGAGGAGGCAACACGAGGAGGAGGGCAAACACCAGGGAGGAGGAGGCAACACCAGGGAGGAGGAGGCAACACCAGGGAGGAGGAGGUAACACCAGGGAGGAGGAGGCAACACCAGGGAGGAGGAGGCAACACCAAGGAGGAGGAGGCAACACCAGGGAGGAGGAGGGAACACCAGGGAGGAGGAGGCAACACCAAGGAGGAGGAGGCAACACGAGGGAGGAGGAGGAACACCAGCGAGGAGGAGGCAACACCAGGGAGGAGGAGGCAACACCAGGGAGGAGGAGGCAACACCAGGGAGGAGGAGGCAACACCAAGGAGGAGGAGGCAACACCAGGGAGGAGGAGGCAACACCAGGGAGGAGGAGGCAACACGAGGGAGGAGGAGGCAACACCAGGGAGGAGGAGGCAACACCAAGGAGGAGGAGGCAACACGAGGGAGGAGGAGGCAACACCAGGGAGGAGGAGGCAACACCAGGGAGGAGGAGGCAACACCAAGGAGGAGGAGGCAACACCAGGGAGGAGGAGGCAACACAGGGAGGAGGAGGCAACACCAGGGAGGAGGAGGCAACACCAAGGAGGAGGAGGCAACACGAGGAGGAGGAGGCAACACCAGGGAGGAGGAGGCAACACCAGAGAGGAGGAGGUAACACCAGGGAGGAGGAGGCAACACCAGAGGAGGAGGCAACACCAGGGAGGAGGAGGCAACACCAGGGAGGAGGAGGCAACACCAGGGAGGAGGAGGCAACACCAGGGAGGAGGAGGCAACACCAGGGAGGAGGAGGUAACACCAGGGAGAGGGAGGGGAGGCAACACCAGGGAGGAGGAGGCAACACCAGGGAGGAGGAGGCAAACACCAGGGAGGAGGAGGCAACACCAGGGAGGAGGAGGCAACACCAGGGAGGAGGAGGCAACACCAAGGAGGAGGAGGCAACACGAGGGAGGAGGAGGCAACACCAGGGAGGAGGAGGCAACACCAGGGAGGAGGAGGCAACACCAGGGAGGAGGAGGUAACACCAGGGAGGAGGAGGAUACACCAGGGAGGAGGAGGCAACACCAAGGAGGAGGAGGCAACACGAGGGAGGAGGAGGCAACACCAGGGAGGAGGAGGGAGGAGGAGGCAACACCAGGGAGGGAGGAGGAGGCAACACCAAGGAGGAGGAGGCAACACCAGGGAGGAGGAGGCAACACCAGGGAGGAGGAGGCAACACCAGAGAGGAGGAGGCAACACGAGGGAGGAGGAGGAGGGGAACACCAGGGAGGAGGAGGCAACACCAGGGAGGAGGAGGCAACACCAGGGAGGAGGAGGCAACACCAGGGAGGAGGAGGCAACACGAGGGAGGAGGAGGCAACACCAGGGAGGAGGAGGCAACACCAGGGAGGAGGAGGCAACACGAGCAAGGAGGAGGAGGCAACACCAGGGAGGAGGAGGCAACACCAGGGAGGAGGAGGCAACACCAGGGAGGAGGAGGUAACACCAGGGAGGAGGAGGCAACACCAGGGAGGAGGAGGCAACACCAGGGAGGAGGAGGCAACACCAAGGAGGAGGAGGCAACACGAGGGAGGAGGAGGCAACACCAGGGAGGAGGAGGCAACACCAGGGAGGAGGAGGCAACACCAAGGAGGAGGAGGCAACACCAGGGAGGAGGAGGCAACACCAAGGAGGAGGAGGAAAACACAGGGAGGAGGAGGCAACACCAGGGAGGAGGAGGCAACACCAGGGAGGAGGAGGCAACACCAAGGAGGAGGAGGCAACACGAGGGAGGAGGAGGGAACACCAGGGAGGAGGAGGCAACACGAGGGAGGAGGAGGCAACACCAGGGAGGAGGAGGCAACACCAGGGAGGAGGAGGCAACACCAAGGAGGAGGAGGCAACACCAGGGAGGAGGAGGCAACACCAGGGAGGAGGAGGCAACACCAGGGAGGAGGAGGUAACACCAGGGAGGAGGAGGCAACACCAGGGAGGAGGAGGGAACACCAGGGAGGGGGAGGCAACACCAGGGAGGAGGAGGCAACACAGGGAGGAGGAGGUAACACCAGGGAGGAGGAGGCAACACCAGGGAGGAGGAGGCAACACCAAGGAGGAGGAGGCAACACGAGGGAGGAGGAGGGAACACCAGGGAGGAGGAGGCACACACAAGGAGGAGGAGGCAACACGAGGGAGGAGGAGGGCAACACCAGCGAGGAGGAGGCAACACGAGGGAGGAGGAGGCAACACGAGGGAGGAGGAGGCAACACCAGGGAGGAGGAGGCAACACCAGGGAGGAGGAGGCAACACCAGGGAGGAGGAGGCAACACCAGGGAGGAGGAGGCAACACCAGGGAGGAGGAGGCAACACCAGGGAGGAGGAGGCAACACCAGGGAGGAGGAGGCAACACGAGGGAGGAGGAGGCAACACCAGGGAGGAGGAGGCAACACCAGGGAGGAGGAGGCAACACCAAGGAGGAGGAGGCAACACCAGGGAGGAGGAGGCAACACCAGGGAGGAGGAGGCAACACCAGAGGAGGAGGAGGUAACACCAGGGAGGAGGAGGCAACACCAGGAGGAGGAGGCAACACCAGGGAGGAGGAGGCAACACCAAGGAGGAGGAGGCAACACGAGGGAGGAGGAGGCAACACCAGGGAGGAGGAGGGAGGAGGAGGAACACCAGGGAGGAGGAGGCAACACCAAGGAGGAGGAGGCAACACCAGGAGGAGGAGGCAACACGAGGGAGGAGGAGGCAACACAAGGAGGAGGAGGGAACACCAGGGAGGAGGAGGCAACACCAGGGAGGAGGAGGCAACACCAGGGAGGAGGAGGUAACACCAGGGAGGAGGAGGCAACACCAGGGAGGAGGAGGGAACACCAGGGAGAGGAGGCAACACCAAGGAGGAGGAGGCCAACACGAGGGAGGAGGAGGGAACACCAGCGAGGAGGAGGCAACACGAGGAGGAGGAGGCAACACCAGGGAGGAGGAGGCAACACCAGGGAGGAGGAGGCAACACCAAGGAGGAGGAGGCAACACGAGGAGGAGGAGGCAACCACCAGGGAGGAGGAGGCAACACCAGGGAGGAGGAGGCAACACCAAGGAGGAGGAGGCAACACGAGGGAGGAGGAGGCAACACCAGGGAGGAGGAGGCAACACCAGAGAGGAGGAGGGCAACACGAGGGAGGAGGAGGUAACACCAGGGAGGAGGAGGCAACACCAGGGAGGAGGAGGCAACACCAGGGAGGAGGACGGCAACACCAGGGAGGAGGAGGCAACACGAGGGAGGAGGAGGCAACACCAGGGAGGAGGAGGCAAAACAAGGGAGGAGGAGGCAACACCAGAGAGAAGGGAUGUAACACCAGGGAGGAGGAGGUAACACCAGGGAGGAGGAGGCAACACCAAGGAGGAGGAGGCAAACACGAGGGAGGAGGAGGCAACACCAGGGAGGAGGAGGCAACACCAGGGAGGAGGAGGCAACACCAGGGAGGAGGAGGCAACACCAGAGAGGAGGAGGUCAACACCAGGGAGGAGGAGGUAAACCAGGGAGGAGGAGGCAACACCAGGGAGGAGGAGGCAACACCAGAGAGGAGGAGGGAGGAGGAGGCAACACCAAGUGAGGAGGAGGCAACACCAGGGAGGAGGAGGCAACACCAAGGAGGAGGAGGCAACACCAGGGAGGAGGAGGCAACACCAGGGAGGAGGAGGCAACACGAGGGAGGAGGAGGCAACACAGGGAGGGAGGAGGCAACACCAAGGAGUAGGAGGCAACACGAGGGAGGAGGAGGCAACACGAGGAGGAGGAGGCAACACCAGGGAGGAGGAGGUAACACCAGGGAGGAGGAGGCAACACCAGGGAGGAGGAGGCAACACCAAGGAGGAGGACGGCAACACGAAGGAGGAGGAGGCAACACCAGGGAGGAGGAGGCAACACCAGGGAGGAGGAGGCAACACCAGGGAGGAGGAGGUAACACCAGGGAGGAGGACGGCAACACCAGGGAGGAGGAGGCAACACCAAGGAGGAGGAGGCAACACGAGGGAGGAGGAGGAAACACCAGGGAGGAGGAGGCAACACCAAGGAGGAGGAGGCAACACGAGGGAGGAGGAGGGAACACCAGCGAUGGAGGAUGCAACACGAGGGAGGAGGAGGCAAACACCAGGAGGAGGAGGCAACCCCCAGGGAGGAGGAGGCAACACCAAGGAGGAGGAGGCAACACCAGGGAGGAGGAGGCAACACCAGGGAGGAGGAGGCAACACCAGGGAGGAGGAGGCAACACCAGGGAGGAGGAGGCAACACCAGGGAGGAGGAGGCAACACAGAGGAGGAGGCAACACGAGUGCAGGAGGAGGCAACACCCGGGAGGAGGAGGGCAACACCAGGGAGGAGGAGGCAACACCAAGGAGGAGGAGGCAACACGAGGGAGGAGGAGGCAACACCAGGGAGGAGGAGGCAACACCAGGGAGGAGGAGGCAACACCAAGGAGGAGGAGGCAACACGAGGGAGGAGGAGGCAACACCAGGGAGGAGGAGGCAACACCAGAGAGGAGGAGGCAACACGAGGGAGGAGGAGGUAACACCAGGGAGGAGGAGGCAACACAGGGAGGAGGAGGCAACACCAGGGAGGAGGAGGCAACACCAGGGAGGAGGAGGCACACACGAGGAGGAGGAGGCAAACACAGGGAGGAGGAGGCAACACCAGGGAGGAGGAGGCAACACCAAGGAGGAGGAGGCAACACGCAGGGAGGAGGAGGCAACACCAGGGAGGAGGAGGCAACACCAGAGAGGAGGAUGUAACACCAGGGAGGCGGAGGUAACCACCAGGGAGAGAGGAGGCAACACCAGGGAGGAGGAGGCAACACCAAGGAGGAGGAGGCAACACGAGGGAGGAGGAUGGCAACACCAGGGAGGAGGAGGCAACACCAGGGAGGAGGAGGCAACACCAAGGAGGAGGAGGCAACACGAGGGAGGAGGAGGCAACACCAAGGAGGAGGAUGGGAACACCAGGGAGGAGGAGGCAACACCAGGGAGGAGAGGCAACACCAGGGAGGAGGAGGUAACACCAGGGAGGAGGAGGGCAACACCAGGGAGGAGGAGGGAACACCAGGGAGGAGGAUGGCAACACCAGGGAGGAGGAGGCAACACCAGGGAGGAGGAGGCAACACCAGGGAGGAGGAGGCAAAAACCAGGGAGGAGAAGGUAA
This is a messenger RNA of Closterium sp. Naga37s-1, 12442 nucleotides long. NCBI's taxonomy places the organism in Eukaryota, Viridiplantae, Streptophyta, Zygnematophyceae, Desmidiales, Closteriaceae. The record is from the annotation of a GenBank genome assembly.